AACGCCCGCCGGCCCGCGCGACACAACUGGAAACGGGCCACAGAAUUAAGCAGCGACAGUAAAUGGCAGCAGCCGUUCUCGCCCCGAUCGAGCGCGCCUCAUCAAAUACCAGGCCAACACGUUCACUGCUCGACACACUGAAGAACCGCCCCUAGCUUGCGAUGGCGCCUCCUCAAUCCGACGAGCAACUCGGCGCCGAGCCAGCAAUGGAGGGUCUGACGAUACCUCCUGAUCAGAACGACGAGCCAACCAUGGACGGCUACACUGUGCCUCCUCACGAUCAUUCCGUGGACCAGCUGAUCGGGAACCUGCCUCCCAUGCAAGACACGACGUUUAUCCCGUACGCAGCGGUGGAUUCCUCGCUGCGCGCCAUGGCCGGCCAGGCCGAGGGCUUCGGCCGCCACGCCAUCGGCGGCCUCCACGGCGACGUCUACCAUGUCACCACCCUCGCCGACGACGGGCCGGGGUCGCUGCGGGUCGGAUGCCGGAGGCAGGAGCCGCUGUGGAUCGUCUUCGACGUGUCGGGCACCAUCCACCUCUCAUCAGGCCUCCGCGUGUCGUCCUACAAGACCAUCGACGGGCGCGGGCAGCGGGUGACGCUCUCCGGCAAGGGCCUCCUGCUGCGUGAGUGCGAGCACGUGAUCCUCUGCAACCUGGAAGUCGAAGGCGGGCGCGGGCACGACGCGGACGCCGUCCAGAUCAAGCCCCGAUCCAGGCACGUGUGGGUGGACCGCUGCGGGCUGCGGGACUUCGCCGACGGGCUCCUCGACGUCACCUGCGGGAGCACGGACGUGACGGUGUCCAGGUGCCGCUUCUCGGCGCACGACAAGGCCGUGCUCAUCGGUGCCAGCAGCGGCCACGUCCAGGACAGGGGCAUCCGGGUCACCAUCCACCACUGCUUCUUCGACGGCACAAGGCAGCGGCAGCCCCGCGUCAGGUUCGGCAGGGUGCACCUCUAUAAUAACUACACCAGGGGCUGGGGCAUCUACGCCGUCUGCGCCAGCGUCGAAUCACAGAUUGUCUCCCAGCACAACAUCUACGAGGCGGGGGAGAAGAAGAAAGCGUUCAUGUACAUGAACGAACAGGCGGCGGACAGGGAUAAGAGUUCAAGCGGGAGCAUCCGGUCUGAAGGCGACCUGUUCCUGAACGGUGCGGAGGACUGCAAUGAAAAUGAUUCUGAAGAAAACCUGUGGGACUUCGAGGUCAAGAAUUGCUACCAGUCGUGCUCGGCCCAGCCUGCGUCAUUGGCGCUCAAGGAGCUCCUGGAAUACUGCACCGGCUGGCAGCCGGUUCCGUUGCCGGAAGACAUUCGUUUCGCCGAAAAUUGUGCUGCUGCUACGACUGACAUCUGAACCAUUGUGAAAGUUUAGAGUACGUGGUCCAAAAAAUAACUUGCUCCAACCAUAUCAAAAGCACCCCAUAAAAGACCAAUACCAAAACAAGGUAAUUAUAGGUAACGGACACGCGUGAUCAAUACUAUGAGCAUACCUGAAUUCUUAAGUCAAUGCAUACUUUGUGACCAGACCUGUGGAUCUGAUGAUUGAUCCUAUUGGAAUAAGGUUGACACGACAGAGAAACAGAGAAUAUAAAUAGAUCAACUGGAGUACCUGA
Molecule: messenger RNA, 1611 nt
Organism: Brachypodium distachyon (stiff brome)
Lineage: Eukaryota; Viridiplantae; Streptophyta; Magnoliopsida; Poales; Poaceae
Product: probable pectate lyase 4
Exons: 4
Coding region: 162-1352 (396 amino acids)
Molecular function (GO): pectate lyase activity
Source: RefSeq, a predicted model, not a curated record